Olea europaea var. sylvestris is the source of this 2852-nucleotide messenger RNA. Its product is annotated as peptidyl serine alpha-galactosyltransferase-like. Lineage: Eukaryota; Viridiplantae; Streptophyta; Magnoliopsida; Lamiales; Oleaceae. Gene Ontology annotation, molecular function: glycosyltransferase activity. The record is from RefSeq and is a predicted model, not a curated record. Bases 13 to 2325 code for a protein of 770 amino acids. The transcript is spliced from 7 exons.
UUAUAUGUAAUAAUGAAAAUGGAGAGAAUUCUAGUGUUAUUUGUUGUAGGGAUGAUGAUGAAUGGUUGGCGGGCCCAAGCCCAAAAUUCGGGGGCCAGGAGGAUUCACACUCUUGUCUCGGUAGAGUGCCAGUACUCCUACGAUUGGCAGACCGUGGGCCUCUUGCACAGAUAUCGCAAGGCCCACCAGCCCGGCCCCAUUACCCGGCUCCUAAGCUGCGCAGAGGAGGAGAGAAAGAGUUACAUGGGAAUGCAUUUGGCCCCCAGACUUGAGGUCCCCUCCAUAAGUAGGCACCCCAAGACUGGUGAUUGGUAUUCUACAAUUAAUAAACAAGCUGGGAUUGUGCAUUGGCUAAAACAUAGCAAGGAUGCAGAAAAUGUGGAUUGGUUAGUAAUUUUAGAUGCAACCACGAUCAUUCGAAUCCCAAUUGUACCGCGGGAACUUGGUGCUGAGAAAGGCAAAUCUGUUGCUGGAUAUUAUCGAUACUUGGUUGGAUGUGACAACAUUCUCGAUAAAUUUCACACCAAGCACCCUGAACUCUGUGACAAGGUCGGUGGGCUAUUAGCCAUGCAUAUAGAUGAUCUUCGAGCUUUGGCACCCUUAUGGCUCGCAAAAACUGAAGAAGUACGAGAAGAUAGAGCCCAUUGGGAUACAAAUUAUACUGGUGACAUAUAUGGAACAGCAUGGAUCUGUGAAAUGUAUGGAUAUUCAUUUGGUGCGUCCAAGGUAAAAAAAAUGGAAGCCGAUUUAAACAAAAGGAGGGCACUAUUUCUUAGCAUUGAAUGUAUAAAUACUCUGAAUGAAGGCCUAUUGAUACGACAUGCAGCACAUGGUUUCCCUAAGCCUAAGUGGUCAAAAUACAUGAGUUUCUUGAGGAGCAAAACAUUUGCGGAACUAACUCGACCUAAAUUAUUGGCUCCUAGAAAUCGUCGAAUCAUGGAAGUUAAAGGACGGUCAGAAGUUGAUGGUGAGCCUGCAAAGUCGUACCCAAAAAUUCAUACCAUUUUCUCAACAGAGUGCUCCACUUACUAUGAUUGGCAAACUGUGGGGCUUGUCCACAGUUUUCACCUGAGUGGCCAGCCUGGAAAUAUCACGAGGCUUCUUAGUUGUACAGAAGAGGACUUGAAGCAGUAUAAAGGACUCAAUAUAGCUCCCACCCAUUAUUUUCCAUCAAUGAGCCGGCAUCCAGUAACUGGCGAUUGGUAUCCUGCAAUACAUAAACCAGCUGGAGUUGUGCAUUGGCUGGAUCAUGCAAAGAUUGAUGCUGAGUACAUAGUAAUCCUUGAAUCUGACAUGAUUAUGAGAGGACCUAUUACACCAUGGGAGUUCAAUGCAGCUCCUGGCAGGCCCGUUGCAACUCCUUAUGAAUACCUGAUUGGCUGUGACAAUGAGCUUGCAAAAAUCCAUACCAAUAAUCCUGAUGCUUGCAACAAGGUUGGAGGUGUGAUCAUAAUGCAUAUAAGCGACCUCAGGAGAUUGGCUUCACUUUGGCUCCGUAAAACUGAAGAGCUCCGGGCUGAUACAGCUCAUUGGUCUAGAAACAUAACUGGGGACGUUUAUGAAUCUGGUUGGAUUAGCGAGAUGUAUGGUUACUCUUUUGGAGCAGCCGAGUUGAAUUUGCGGCAUGUCAUAAGAAACGAGCUCCUGAUAUACCCAGGAUAUGUUCCUGUGCCUGGAGUCGAGUACAGAAUAUUUCACUAUGGUUUGGAAUUUAGGGUUGCUGACUGGAGCUUCGAUAAAGCGAGAUGGAGACACGUGGAUUUGGUUAAUAAAUGCUGGGCAAAGUUUCCUGACCCUCCUGAUCCAUCGAUCCUUGACCAGUCUGACGAGGGAGCGUUUCAGCGCGACUUGCUUAGCAUAGAGUGUGCAAUUAAAUUGAACGAAGCUCUACAUGUAUACCAUGAAAGUAAGAACUGCUCGAAUCUUACUUCCUUGUCCAGUCCAAACCCCAAGACCCCAGUUUCCACUUCACUGCACGCUCCAAAUCGAGGAACACCUGAUCCCAGUUCAUUACAACCUCCAAAUCGAGAGACCAGUAGUGAAAUUACAACUUCUCGGAAAUUAGGAAAGUUUGAUGAUGCCUCGAGACAUUAUUCCAACCCAGGGAAUGAAUCUCAGGAAUUAUUGCUACCCUCAGUUAACAAUCAAAUAUUAACUUCCAUGAAAAUUUGGAUCAUCAUGCUUUGGGCAGUUGCAGUCUUUGGUUUUGUCGCAUUGAUGUCAGUGACGCUUUCCAGUCGUAAAGGGCAGAAAAGAAGAGGUAAAAGUUUUAAGAUAAAAGGGAAGAACCACGCAAUUGGGUUUGUGGGACAUGAAUGGUCAUGAUCAACAUCUCCGGAAUGCUGAAAUAUCAUAGAGGAUGAGAGCCUGAUAUAUAUUGCACAUACAGUUCUUUUGUGACGAAAAGAAAAUCAUACCGGGGGGUGAUCCAACAGCUGCAUAGUCGAGCUGAAAUGUGUCAAUACACAAGUGCGGCUCUAUCUGCAGUAGUGGAUUUUGUGUAUGUAAAUGAAGGUUGAGUUCUUGGAUUACUGGAUUGUUUCAUAUUGCAGCAUAAUUCGGAUCACAAUUUGGCAUUAUCUACUGAUUAACUACCAGUUUUGGUAAUGUCUGAUGUUAGGGCAAGUACUCCUGGAGCAUAAAACAGCGUUAUACUUAAGAGACGGUAUGAUAAGCAAUAAAUGUCCAUGAGAUUUUCUUUUUGUAGCUUCUGUUAUUUGUUUUGUGCUUCUCUAUAAUGCAUAUCCAUUGUUACACAAGCCAUGUUGUUUCAAAGAAAGGGUAUGUUCUUCCCAUUCUCUUACUUUAGCUCAUGUUGGUGUAGCUACAAAUUAGAUUUUGAUAAAAGUUAA